Lampris incognitus (smalleye Pacific opah) is the source of this 6809-nucleotide messenger RNA. It is a transcript of the gene plxnd1, whose product is annotated as plexin D1. Gene Ontology annotation, molecular function: protein binding; semaphorin receptor activity. The record is from RefSeq and is a predicted model, not a curated record. Gene Ontology annotation, biological process: regulation of cell migration; positive regulation of axonogenesis; semaphorin-plexin signaling pathway involved in axon guidance. NCBI's taxonomy places the organism in Eukaryota, Metazoa, Chordata, Actinopteri, Lampriformes, Lampridae. Gene Ontology annotation, cellular component: semaphorin receptor complex.
ACUCUGUGUUGAGGCGCUGAGCAGGAAACAGCUUUUCCUCUUGGAUUGUCGCAGUAGGAACAAACAUACAUUUUUGUCUUUACUCAAUGCACCCCUCGGCACAGAACACGCGGAAGCCGGCCAGAAGGAAAAAUGCCUCCUUCGAUAGAGAUAGCUCUUCUGCUGCUGGGCGUCCUGUCUUUGGAGACGCGCGGCCCGCGCCUCGCCUGUGCGCUCCAGAUCCAACAGGCGUUCGCGUCUCCGAAUCGCACCAAUAACUUCGUGGUGGACCAAGUCUCCGGCAAAGUCUACCUGGCCGCCGUCAACACCGUCUACCAGCUGAACGGGACCCUGGGCAUCGAGGUGGAGAAGAGGACCGGGCCGGUGGAGGACAACCUGUUGUGCCAUGCGCCCCAGUUGCCCCAGGCUCCGUGUGAGCAUCCCAAAACCCUCGUCGACAAUCACAACAAGCUGCUGGAGCUGGACAGGGAGCAGGGCGUCUUGGUGGUGUGCGGCUCGGUAUACCAGGGCUUCUGCGAGCUCCGGAAGACGGGGAACAUAUCGGAAAUAGCGGUGGAGUUCCCGCCGAAGGGCGAGAAGACCGUGUUCCCCAGCAUGCUGAAUAUCGCCGCGAAUGACCCCAACGCCUCCACGGUGGGGCUCAUAUUCAGGAGUCACGGGGGCAACACCCGGCUUCUCGUCGGGGCGACUUACACGGGCGCCGGCACCCCGUUUUUCCCCAAAAACCACAGCAAAGAGGACCUGCGCUUCGAGAACACCCCCGAGAUUGCCAUCCGCUCUCUCAACAUCAAGGAUCUACCUCGGCUCUUCACGUACGACAUCAACCCGUCGGAGGACAACGUGUUCAAGAUCAAGCAAGAGGUCAAGGCGAAAAACAAGCUGAACUUCGUCCGCGCUUUCCUGCAGAAGACUUACUCCUACAUCGCCAUCAACAACGACGCCAAGACGAGCCACAAGGGGAGCCAGCCCAACAGCAUCCUCGCCAGGAUAUGCCUCGACACGGAGAAUCCUCGGAAAUCAGGACCGGAGAGCAGAAAGCUGACCGAGUCCUACAUACAGAUGCCUCUGCAGUGUGGAGCUACCGGCAACAUCUACAGCCGGCUCCUGUCGGUCUACCCCGCGGAGAUCCAGGUGGGCACCGGCGACAAGCCAGAGCCCUAUCUGUUCGGGGUGUUUGCUAAGGCGGAUCGCAAGUCCGCCCUGUGCGCCUUCAGGUUCGGGGACAUCGAGGAGGAGAUCCGGCAGGGCCGGAGGAACUGCUCCAACUCGCCCAGCAGCGACGUGCAGGUGCUGGACAGCGUCAUCCAGGGCUCCGGCGCAGCUUGCAUCCAAAAGGGCAAUCUCGUGUUGCAACCAGAGCAGCUCGACUGUGGUGCAGCACACCUGCAGCACCCUCUGGCACUACAGCGGUCCCUGAGGGCCACGCCUCUAUACGAAUACCCCGGCCUCAGCUCUGUCGCUGUGGACAACGUGCACAGCCACACUGUGGUUUUUCUUGGCACCAGCAAUGGACGACUGCGCAAGUUAACCUUGCUGAGGAACUUGACCUUGGGCAGCCAAUGGACACUCAAGCUGCCGGCCAGCGAAUCAGUUCACCACAUCAUGACCUUCGACACCAACGACAGGAACUUCCUUUAUCUCAUGACCUCUCACCAUUUGCUGAAGGUGAAAGUGACCGAAUGUGGGCAGUACAGGAGCUGCAGUGACUGUCUGGGAGCAGGCGACGCUUAUUGCGGCUGGUGUACCCUGAGGAAUAGAUGUAUGAUCCAAAAGGAAUGUGCCCAGGGACCGCUGGCCCGCUCUUGGAUCAGCAUGAGUGAAGGCCCCCAGCAAUGUCCUUCCAUGACCCUGACUCCCCCAGAGAUCAGCCUCUCUGCAGACAUCAAGUACAUGGGAAUUCUGAUAAAUGGCAGCAUGCCUGAUCUGAUUGGCUCCCAAGUGGAGUGUGACUAUGGAUUGGGUGUUUCGACGGUUGCCACCGUACACCUGGACUACGGUCUCGCUCAGAUCCAGACCUGCCCUCUGCUCCCUCGGGAAAGCUAUCCACACAUCCCGCCUGGAAGAGAUCAUCUCACCGUUCCUGUGGCGAUCAAAGUAAAUGGUACAUCUGUGGUAUCAGGGAGUUUCAUCAUCUAUGACUGUGAGAGAACCGGAGCAAUACACCCUAAGACAUCAUGUGUCAGCUGUCUGAGUACUAGGUGGAGGUGUUACUGGGACCAGCAGACCCACUCCUGUCUCUCCAGUAAGAAUGAGUCGAAACACAACUUGCUCGAGAAUGCUGUUUCCUGUCCCAGCCUGGUUGCCUCAGAUGUUCCACCAUCACCAUCGGGGAUGACCCAGGACUUCACUUUGUCAUUAAGAAAUAUCAAGGAGGGGGAAGAGGUGGAGUGUGACUUUGGGACAGAGCAGCGAUAUCGGGCUACAUGGUUGAAUAGCUCGGCAGUGAAGUGUAGUGGAGUGACACUGCACACGGCGCAGAGGAGUCAGGUGUAUCAUCUCAGCUUGAGGAGGAUCGGCUACUCCGAUAAAUACAUCGACAGCCCUGAACCCAUGGCAGUGGAGGUUUAUAACUGUGCAGUGGGAAGCUGGGACUGUUCCCAGUGCUGGGGCCGGGAGGACCAGGGCCAUCUCUGCAGCUGGUGUGACAACGGCUGCCGGCUCAGAGAUGACUGUCAGCCAAUCAGAGAUCAAUGUCCUGCUCCUAAUAUCCAAAAGAUAUCCCCCCAGAGUGGUCCGCUAGAUGGGGGCACCUUGCUGACGGUUCAGGGUAAGAACCUUGGUCGGAGGGCAGAGGCAGUGAAGGUCUCCAUCGGAUCUGUGCCAUGUACGCUCCUUCCUGAACGCUACACCGUCUCUGUAGAGCUGGUGUGUGUGACCGGGAGGUCUGAAUAUGAAACGGCAGACAUUGUCCAAGUGGUUGUGGACGGGAAUGAGAUGGGGGCUUCAAAGGAGCAAUUCUCAUACUUGGUCCCCAGGCUGCUGUCCAUGGAGCCCAGAAAGGGCCCCCGUGCUGGGGGUACCAGAGUGACCAUCAGAGGGGAACAUCUGGACAUUGGCUCGCAGGUCAGAGUCAAGGUUAAUGGCACACAGGAAUGUGCCAUCAAAAUGCCAGCAGCUGAUAUCAUUGAGUGCACCAUGCCUGCAGCUGUGCAAGAGCACACUGAGCCCGUGGUGGUUUGUCUGGAAUUUGAAAACCUUCCUUGUCAGGGAGAAGAGCUUAGUACGACAUACAGCUACGAGAAAAACCCCACCAUAAGCUUCAUCAAGCCCAAAAGGAGCUACCUCAGCGGUGGCAGGACCAUCACAGUGACGGGCCAAGGUUUUGAUCUGGUGCAGAGUGUUAUCAUGGAGGUGUUGGGAGUUGGACAAACUACCUGCACGGUGCACUCCAUCUCCAUGAUUAAAUGCGCCUCACCGGCCUCCAGCCAGUCCCAGCAGGCUUUGCUGCAGUUCUACCUGAACAGUGUGCUCUACACAGGAGAUAGCCCUGCCUCCUCCGACAGUGAGCCAGAGGAAGAGGAGGAGCCUCACGGAGGUCAGUUCCUGUUGGAAUACGUGGAGGACCCUCAAUUCUUCACCGCCAGCAAGGAGAAGCUGAUCAAACACCACCCCGGCGAGCCGCUCACACUCAUCAUUAACAAAGUGCCAAGCGAUCUGGAACUGGCACCGGAGGAAUACUCAGUGAUGAUUGGCUCCCAUCCUUGUGACAUCAGCUUCUACAAUGACCAGCUGUUCCACUGCACCAUCAACGGCUCGCUGAGCUCCAGUGAAAGAGAGUUGCCUGUCACAGUGCAAGUCGGGAAUUUCCAUCGCACCAUAGCCAAAGUGCAGUUGGGCGGUAGUGAGCUGGCCAUUGUGGUGUCCAUCGUGGUGUGCUGUGUGCUGCUGCUGCUGUGCACUGUGGCUCUUGUAGUGUACUGCACAAAGAGCCGCCGGGCUGAGCGCUACUGGCAGAAAACUCUCCUACAAAUGGAAGAGAUGGAGUCGCAGAUCAGAGAGGAGAUCCGUAGAGGCUUUGCAGAGCUGCAGACGGACAUGACGGACCUGACUAAGGAGCUGAACCGCAGCCAGGGCAUACCCUUUUUGGAGUACAAACAGUUUGUCACACGCACCUUCUUCCCCAAGAUGUGUUCGGAUUAUGAGAAGAGUCUGGUGGUCCAGCCCACCUUUGAGAAUGACGGCUUGGGCCCACGCGCUCUCCCAGAGACCCACCCACUCCUCCAGGACUGGCAGUCCUCCAACACGACACGGCCAAACAUGGAGGAGGGCAUCACUCUUUUCUCCACACUUCUCAACAACAAGCACUUUCUGAUCACCUUCGUCCACGCCUUGGAGCAGCAGAAGGACUUCGCUGUGCGAGACAGAUGUAGCUUGGCCUCAUUGCUCACCAUCGCCCUCCAUGGCAAACUUGAGUACUACACCAGCAUCAUGAAGGACCUGCUGGUUGACCUGAUCGACGCCUCAGCUUCGAAGAACCCCAAACUGAUGCUUCGUCGCACCGAGUCUGUGGUGGAGAAGAUGCUGACCAACUGGAUGUCCAUCUGCAUGUACAGCUACCUCAAGGAGACAGUGGGUGAGCCAUUCUUCUUGCUGCUGUGUGCCAUCAAGCAGCAGAUCAACAAGGGCUCCACAGACGCCAUCACAGGAAAGGCCCGCUACACCCUCAAUGAGGAGUGGCUGCUGCGGGAAAACAUCGAGGCCAAGCCACAGAACAUCAACGUGUCCUUCCAAGGCUGUGGCAUGGACUCUCUGUCUGUCCGGGUCAUGAACUCAGACACUAUCUGCCAGGUGAAGGAAAAGAUCAUCGAAGCCUUUUAUAAAAAUCUCCCCUUCUCCCAGUGGCCUCGGGCCGAGGAUGUAGACCUGGAGUGGUUUGACUCCGGCAGUAACAGCAGGAUUCUGCAGGACCUGGAUAACACCUCGGAGAUGGAGGAUGGCCGGAAGAAGCUCAACACGGUCUUCCACUACCAGAUCCCAGAAGGUGCCUCGCUGGCCAUGAGCAUGAAGGACAAGAGAGAUAACACCCUGGGGAGAGUCAAAGACCUGGAUACAGAGAAGUAUGUACACUUGGUCCUCCCCCAUGAUGAGUUAAUGGAGACCAAGAAGUCUCACAGGCAGAGCCACCGCAAGAAGGUCCUGCCGGAAAUCUACCUGACACGCCUGCUGUCUACCAAGGGGACGCUGCAGAAGUUUUUGGAUGACCUGUUCCAGGCCAUCCUCAGCAUCCCUCCAGAGCGCCCCCCAUUGGCUGUCAAAUACUUUUUUGACUUCCUGGAGGAGCAGGCAGACAAACGGGGCAUCACAGACCCAGACACCCUACACAUCUGGAAGACAAACAGCUUACCUCUGCGCUUUUGGGUGAACAUCCUGAAGAACCCUCAGUUUGUGUUUGACAUCGAUAAAACGGACCACAUGGAUGCCUGUCUGUCUGUCAUUGCACAGGCCUUUAUAGACGCCUGUUCCAUCUCUGACCUGCAGCUUGGCAAGGACUCGCCCACCAACAAGUUAUUAUAUGCCAAGGAAAUCCCGGAGUAUAAGAAGAGGGUGCAGUGCUACUACAAGCAGAUCCAGGAGAUGGCACCGCUCAGCGAGCAGGAGAUGAAUGCUCACUUGGCCGAGGAGUCACGGAAAUACCGAAAUGAAUUUAACACCAACCUGGCCUUGACAGAGAUCUACAAAUAUGCCAAGAAAUACAGAAUACAGGUGGUGAAUGCUCUGGAGUCCAACCCCACCGCUCGUCGCACUCAGCUGCACCACAAGUUUGAGCAGGUCAUUGCUCUCGUGGAGGACAACAUCUAUGAGUGCAGCAGUGAGGCCUAAAUCUGCCAAAUUUUCCUCUUCUCGCCACCUCUACUGCUGCCGACUGCCUGUCUCCUACCUACUAUAUUACCCGGGAAUGUCUGUCCCCAAAGAAUUACCAAUCACGAGUCUCAUUAUUCCUCUCCUGAAAAGCGCACAGGCUGGAACAAUUGAGAAAGUGGCCGGACCAGAGACUCCCCGCUGCCUGUUAAAAUGUCCCUCAUUUGUGAAGUACUCUGCAUUUCCUCUACAUCAUGGAGUGCCACUUCAUUUUCCAAGAGUGUUUACCAAGACACAGAAAGAAUUACAGUCUGGUUCAACUUUGCUUUAGCGAGAGACAGAGUUAAGAUGUAAUAAUCUGGAGAUGGGACUCUCCAGUUCGCUCUGGAUAAUGUCACAGUUACUGGGACAUAAAGCCCUGGUGGCAAUCUUACGCACUGAUGCCCUUCUUAAGGGAACGAGCCAAUGAUGCACUGUACUGUAUUAUAAUGUCCAUAGCAAUAUUUAUAGAUGUGUUCUAAUGCUUUCAAGUGGCCUGUCCAAUAGUAUGAGUAAGAAUGACCGUGACAAACUCUUCCACCAUUUCCUAAAGCCUGCAGUGUUCUCAGGUGUGACCAGCGAAGAUAAGCGACUCACCUCCAUUGGUGCUUUGAACUACCUUUCCCAAUGUACUUUGCAGGUAGAUGACAGGUUUAGGGGGAGUGUAAAUGAAUCAAAACAGCUUUAUAUUGGUAAUCUCUUUGUGUCACAGACCUGCCUGCAAAAUGACUGAAGUACUAUAUUGGAUCAGAGUAAAUGUAGUUUAAUGGGAAGAGCUACAUCAUUUCAAAAUGUUCAUCAGUGUGCUUAUAAAUGGAUGAUUAUCAUGUUCGACCAAUGGACAAGAGGGAACUUUAAGUUUAUAGAAAGAAGCGUGAGCUCAGUAUAGUCCAAGAAUUACAUGACUGUAUUUGUGAUGCCAAAUGACCUUCCAGAGUUUGUGAAAUAAAUGACUGUAUUUAGAAUUUUAA